Molecule: messenger RNA, 1110 nt
Organism: Rattus rattus (black rat)
Lineage: Eukaryota; Metazoa; Chordata; Mammalia; Rodentia; Muridae
Product: alcohol dehydrogenase 6
Exons: 8
Coding region: 1-1110 (369 amino acids)
Biological process (GO): retinoic acid metabolic process; retinol metabolic process
Cellular component (GO): cytosol
Molecular function (GO): zinc ion binding; all-trans-retinol dehydrogenase (NAD+) activity
Source: RefSeq, a predicted model, not a curated record
AUGGGCACCCAGGGAAAGGUGAUCAGAUGCAAAGCCACUGUGCUCUGGAAGCCUGGAGCCCCUCUCGCCAUUGAGGAGGUCGAAGUGGCCCCACCCAAAGCAAAGGAGGUUCGAAUAAAGAUGGUGGCCACAGGAGUCUGUGGCACAGACAUAAAAUGUCUGAACACACAAGAACUUUCUAAGUUUUGCCCCAUGGUUAUGGGCCAUGAAGGAGUUGGGAUAGUCGAGAGUGUGGGGGAAGGAGUAAGCAGCGUAAGAACAGGUGAUAAAGUUAUCCUAUUAUGUAUCCCUCAGUGUGGGGAAUGCAAAACUUGCCUGAAUUCCAAGAACAAUAUUUGUACAGAAAUUAGACUGUCAAAGACACACCUGGCAUCUGAAGGCCCCAGCAGAAUUACCUGCAAGGGAAAGUUAGUGCAUCAGUAUAUCGCUCUCGGCAGCUUCUCGGAAUACACAGUCCUAAAGGAAAUCUCAGUCGCCAAGAUUGACGAAGGUGCACCUCUGGAGAAGGUGUGCAUAAUUGGCUGUGGGUUUGCCACUGGGUACGGCGCUGCCGUCAACUCUGCCAAGGUGACCCCAGGCUCCACCUGUGCGGUGUUUGGCCUCGGAGGUGUCGGUCUGUCUGUCAUCAUUGGCUGUAAAGCAGCAGGAGCAGCCAGGAUCAUUGCCGUGGACAUCAACAAAGACAAGUUUUCGAAGGCCAAGGCAGUGGGUGCCACUGACUGCGUAGACCCACGGGACUUUGAGAAACCCAUUGAGGAAGUUUUAUCUGAUAUGAUAGAUGGUGGCGUGGACUUCUGCUUUGAGGUCACUGGGAACACAGAAGCAGUGGGAGCUGCCCUGGGCUCCUGUCACAAGGACCACGGGGUCUGCGUGACUGUUGGAGCCAUAGCAUCUUUCACCAGUACACUCAGCAUCAGGAGCCACUUGUUCUUCUCAGGACGCAUUCUGAAAGGGUCUACCAUGGGAGGCUGGAAAACGAAAGAGGAAAUCCCUAAGCUGGUUUCCGACUAUAUGGCAAAGAAGUUUAACAUAGAUCCUCUGAUCACCCAUACCCUGACUCUCAGUGAGGUCAAUGAGGCAGUUCAGCUCAUGAGAAGUGGGCAAUGGUAA